AUGCCAAGACUAUGUAUGAUCCACCACGUCGAAGAAGCAUCGUCGCUAAGUCUUUCCAAACCACAUCUUAACGACGUAGUAAUGUCGACUUAUAGGCUCCCCGACAUCCCCUCCCUGCGCAAACAGCAGCUUCGGCUUGAAUUCACGAGCUUGAAAACAGCCCCUCCGCCUGGUGUUUAUGUGAACAUCUCACCAACAGACCCGACCUUCUGGUCUGGGGUGAUUUUUGUUCAGAAAGGACCUUAUGCAUCUGCCAUCCUCCGAUUCCAGCUCCGCUUUCCAUCGACAUAUCCAGAUCUCCCACCGCUAAUAACUUUCACAACAGACAUAUUCCACCCCCUUCUCGUGCCCCUAACAACGUACACAUUUAGCACCAACUCGCCGGAUACAGAUACCGUCAGCGCAAAUGACGAAGAGCGCCUGCCUCCCGGUGGUUUUAGUCUGAGACAUGGAUUUCCACAUUGGUUUGGAAGAGCGAGGAGGAGUGUAGCAGGUUCGGCUGCGCCGUCGCGCAACGUCAGUGGUGGUGAUCUAAAUGACAAUCGUACGGACCAAGCACCCACCGGACAACAGGACAGCGAGCGCACGACAGAAUCAGUAUCAGAGGCACCCUUCAAGUGUUCAAGAACGCCAACGGGAGACUUACCUAAAGGAUUAAUUUCGUCGUCCUAUCCUCAUGCGCGUGUAUCUCCGGUGCCGGCGGGGUUGCCACAUUGCUGUAGUCCUGGAACCGAUGUUCCAGUUCUGGAGUUGCUCAACUACAUUCGGUCGACAUUUGAUGAUGAAGCGGUGUUAGAUUCUAUCCCCCUGGAGGCAGCUGGAAACCCUGGAGCUUGGCAUGCAUGGCGAGCUCAUCGGGGAUUGGGAACUAGGCAGGGGGAAGAUGGCUCGGAUGGACAGUUGAAAAAGGGCAGUCCGCAAACUCGUCGUCCUGGAGAAUGGAACUGGGAGGGUGUGUGGGAGAAGAGGGUCCAGACUGGGGUUGAAACCAGUUAUUUGGAAUCUGUCCUCUUUGGCAAUAGUACGCGAGGUGCAAGUGAUGACCUUGUUCGAUUUGUCAAACUUGAUAACGAUAUACUGGCCAAAACGAAGGAGCAGAUUAUUUCCACUCGAAGAGGUAGUGAUCAAAAACACCACGAUUUUGCAUAA
Messenger RNA from Paracoccidioides lutzii Pb01, 1149 nucleotides. RefSeq lists its product as hypothetical. The coding region runs from base 1 to 1149 and encodes 382 amino acids. The record is from RefSeq and is a predicted model, not a curated record. The transcript is spliced from 4 exons.